Molecule: messenger RNA, 123 nt
Organism: Fusarium venenatum
Lineage: Eukaryota; Fungi; Ascomycota; Sordariomycetes; Hypocreales; Nectriaceae
Source: RefSeq, a predicted model, not a curated record
AUGCACUAUUCUCCAGGUUAUCUCAUAAAAGAGACCAAAGACGUCAAGAUAGACUCACUGGAUUACAUCAAAGCAGCUCAGUACGCAUGGGAGCAGCAGCAUUAUCAUCAUCAGAUAUUGUGA